AUGGAGUUUGAGAAUCGUUCAAACUCGACUUCUAUCGCUGAAAAUGUUCCAUUCAGAUACCCUGAAUAUCUACAACUGAUUGUUGGCAUUAUUGGAGUCAUCGGAAACGCUCUUGUUUUCAUACUGGUUGCAAAAGUGAAGUUUCUGCAGACUACACCAAACCUGUUCGUAGCAAGCUUGGCGAUGACGGAUUUAUUAGCGUCUUUGCUAAUUCUUGCUAAGUUGGUUUAUAUGACAUAUCCAGUACCUGACUAUUUCCAUAUGACUCUAUACUGUAAAGUCGUUCUUUCAGAUGUGUUCUUUUGGAUGACUGCAAUAUCCUCGGUUUUCAUUCUUAUUGGCGUAACCAUUGACAGAUUUUGUGCGAUUGUGUAUCCAUUUCGUUACCAAGCUUCUUUCACCAACGCAAAAGCAUACAUUCUUAUCGUCUUGGCUUGGAUGCUAGCAAUCGUAUUCGUAUUGUUCAUUCCAUUUGUUUACGAAUACCAAAACGGGAAAUGCUUACAAGACUUUAACAAUAGAACACACCAAGUUGUAACAGGUAUAGGAUUUUUCCUUUUUACUUACAUAUUUCCAAUGAUUUUUAUGGUUUUCGCAUACACCAAGAUGUUCAAAGUUAUUUGUAAUGCUUCGUCUGAUGUUCAAUCGCAGUCAUCGGCGAUAUCAAGUCGCGUGCGUAUACUGAAGAUGCUGACCACCGUAGUUGUCGUGUUUUUUAUUUGCUGGAGUCCGAACCAAUGGAUGUAUUUUCUAUUAUCUACGUUUGAAGUUCGAGUAGACUUCUAUUCGACAUACUACGAAACAACAGUAUUAAUGUGCCUCGGCAACUCAUGCAUCAAUCCGUUUAUCUACGCGCUGAAAAGUCGGCAGUUUUAUGAAGGAUUCCGUACACUUGUGGGCUGUACAAACACCAUUGAUCACGUGGAUGGCAUAUAG
Saccoglossus kowalevskii is the source of this 936-nucleotide messenger RNA. Its product is annotated as galanin receptor 2b-like. Gene Ontology annotation, cellular component: membrane. Gene Ontology annotation, biological process: G protein-coupled receptor signaling pathway. The record is from RefSeq and is a predicted model, not a curated record. Lineage: Eukaryota; Metazoa; Hemichordata; Enteropneusta; Harrimaniidae. Gene Ontology annotation, molecular function: G protein-coupled receptor activity.